AAAACAAAAAAAACAAAAAAAAAGACAAAAAAAGAAACAUCCCUUUAUCGCCCGAUUAUUCCAUUUAUCAUUAGGAGGAGGGGAGAACGUUCUCCUGCCCUCUUUCUCCUUAAAUGGCGGCCUUCAAUAUAGAGCAGGCGGUUUCGGAAUUAGCGAAUCUCGGGAUUGAGCGGUCUGAUGCUCUGGCUUGUUUGAACGUUCGUUGCGCACUCCUUCCCCAGACCAACGUCAUUGUUGCAAUCGCUUUGCUAUGCCAUAUCCCUCCCCCCCUCGUCGUCUCGCUAGUCACGGCCAAAAAAAACUUACGGGCUUUUCUCUAGGCAUGUAAUAACGAUCUCGUACGGGCAGCCGAUUACUUUUACGGCAGUGGGGAUUUGCAGAAGGUGAAACCCCCGCACUGCGGCUCGGUCUCCACCGUUCCACGCUUCUUGGGUUGUACUGACUGACUGACGGCAUCUGGAGGGCCUUCUAGGCGAGGGACGACUACAAGUGGGACGCAUCUCUGUUUGAUGCUGACCGGGAUGGGAAUCCGAGUACCCAAACCGGCCAUAGCUAUGAUAACAACUUUCAGACUGGUACGGCACAGCUCGACAAAGGGGGACCGAGGCCCUGCUGCCUUUGGAGCUGGAGCGGACGAACUAACUUUGUCGCAUUCUAGAGUUCCAGAUACAAGCGCCAGAUGUUCAUGUCGGGAGUGGGUAUGAGGGGACAAAGUCCAGGCCACCAUCCAGGGUAUCAAACAGGGCGGGGGGUUCGGCGGCGGGUUAUCAAGGUAGUGAGAUUGUCUUUCUUCCUCCUUGGCCGGGACCAGAGGACUCAUGGAUGGGAACAGCAGAUUCUGAUCCAGAUUUGGCUCGCGCUUUGGCUGCCUCCAUGGAGGGCUCUGCCGCCCAUACCGUUGAUUUUGGGGCACAAGAGACUGGAAUAACUGGGACACGCACUUCCCCAGCUACCUCCUAUCUCCAGCCGGCAAACCCGGGUCGGGAAUACAACCCACAGCUUUGGGCUCUAACCACGACCCAUGAAAUAUUCCUUGACCCGGGCCCAUCGGAGCGUAAGCGUAAGCCAGGAGACCCGGCAUUUCUUAGGCCGUCGAGCUCUGGCGGCAAUGUAGCCGCCCUGUUGACGAUUUUGCAUGGUAUCCCGGCUGCUAGAGAGUCUUUACUUGCUAGGGACUGUCUUGAUCGUGACUAUGGACAUGAUGAUCAGUGGUGGAAUGGUCAACAGAUUAGAAUCCUAAGAGUCACCAAUACUAGUGAUGGGGAGACCGGUGAACCGGAGAUUACGGAAGGGGUUAUAGAGGUUCAGAGGCUAAUGGCCUUUUUGGACGGCACAUUGAGGGCCUAUGGCAGUGUGGAGAGCUUGGCCAUGAUCCCGGGUUAUCAUGAGCCUAACCAAGCCCGUGAGUCCGAUACAUCCUCUGAGUCUUUGAGGGUUUGGCGGCAGCUAAUCGAUUUUCUAGAUGCCCCUUCGGCGUUCUUUCGUUCAUGGACAAGUGCAAUCGAAAAAGCUACUCCGGAGCCCGCUGAAGGGAAGUACAGUCGUACAUUCUUCUCUGAAGCCAUCCAGUGCGCCCGGGGCGCAAAAGAUGGGGCCUUGAUGAAUAGUCAGGUGUUCCAGAUGAUGGACCUUGUUGGUCCUACGGUUGGUGAGACUACCCUUUAUGAUAUGCUGGACUCACUUGUUAUUCCAAUGGACUAUGAGACGGAUGUCUUCGUCAAAUUCGCCCCCGUCAUCUGUGCACAAAUUAGGCCCCCUGACAACGGGAUGUUUAAUGGCUGUCCAAUUGCGAUCCCAACUGCCUUGUAUCCUGACAGGUACACACAGGCUUGGGCGGGACCUAUGCGAGAGGUUAGAAGGAGGAUUGAGGAACAGAAGAGCAUCAUAGCGGAAAUAGAACUCCAAGAAGAUAAACUAAAGAGGGUGCAGGUGAACGAGGGUGCUUAUCACGAGCUCCAGAGUGUACCCCAACCCCGAGAGCUCUUGUCGAUUCUCGUUGAGCAUUACGUGGCUGAGGGGAAUCGCGAGGCUCCGACUGGGAUUGCGAAUGGGGUGGGGUCGGAAUCAAGUGCUGUUCUUGCUAUGUUGGAGGGCGUCAUUCACCAACUUGAUGCGAAACUCGAAGGUAAACAGCCAUCAGUCAGGCGGGGAUGUGGGUUAACCAAUUCCAUUUUUAUAGCGUUAGCAAGGAAGAAGGAAGAAGCCUAUCAGACCUUAGUAAACCUAAGGUCAUCGCUUACUUCGCCCGAAGAUCUCGACCCCUCACUCCCUCCAAUGACGAGGUAUACGCUACGUGGGGUGUCCCCGGAGAGCUCAACAACUUUCACCCUCCUUCAAUCAUGUGACUCGGAGGAAGGCCAGGCUUCCGCUGGCUCAUCCACUGGCUCGCCGGGGGAGCAGUGGUGGUGCAUUAACUGGACACCGAGGGCACCAGCAACCGGAUGGGAGACUACCCCUACUCUGAAUUACGAGGUUAAAAAGGUGACUGAGGAGAAGGUGAUGCAUGCCAUUAAAACGACCGGGGAGGGCACUGUUCUACUUGUUUAUGCGAACGAUGAGGCGUUGAAUUUGGGCGAAGAGAUUGAUACCUCCUUGCCGGGUCCUCUUCAGGUAUGAUCACGAAUUGCCAAUGAUAGUAGACAGGGAUCCCUUACUAAUUUUUUUGUAGACAUUUGUCGACCGUGAUAACGCCGCCUUCAAAGCGGAACUACAGCCAAAUUCCCCAGGCCGAAAGCGGCAUAACGAUUGGCUCGACGCAGAAGAUGAGGGUGCGAAUUCUUCUCCGGGCGCGGGCUUCUCCCCAAAAAGGGUUUCGUCUUCCCGUAGCAGUGCUACUCUGGGAAACGCAACCCCCGAGGUUAGUCGUAGGAACAGUUUGAGCGGAAACGAAAUCGAAAUGAUGGAAGGCAUAGGAAGUGGGAAUAAUCAGCCUACUACUGGAGGAGGAAAUACUAUCGGACAGGAGAUAGACCUCUCUCAGCCCGGAGGUGAGGAAAUGCAGGAGAGGGGCGGGAUCUCUCCGGUCGCCAAGGCCUUCCAUCUCGAUUCCAAGGGCCGUGAAAGGGAUCUCGAUCAGGACAUGAAGGAUAUCGACAGUGAACACAUUGGGUUUACCGACUCUCUUGAGAAGAGGGUUUAAUCUGCGCUUGGCCGGGGAUUAAAGCGCUAAAUGGAGUCUUUACUUUUUUACUUUUUUACUUUUACCUCCGGGAGGUCUCUUUGGUUCGGUCUGGGUCUUUUGCUUUCAUUCCACUCCAAAUCUCCCCUUUUAUUUCGAAUACCGAUCUCCAUCUUUUUUUCUGAAAAAAAAAAAAAAAAAGAAACUAAAAACUAAAAACACUCGCGAUGGUCUAUUGUCUCUUUCCUUCCUUCCUUUGCCCUCUUUUCCCACAUCGCCUGUCCCGUUCUUGCUUUUCCUCUCCACCUCCCACGACGGGGGGAAAAACGCCCCCCGAAGUACAGUAAAUAGAACAUCGCAAGUUGGUGAUGCGGCGGCGUUAGUUUAGGUUCAGUUCAGUUCAGUUCAGUUUAGUCUAAUUCAGUUUGAUUGGGUAUGCUUUCUUUCCCUCUCUCUCCCUCUCUCCCUCUUCCCCUUCGCCCUUUUCACUCUUCAUUUUUUUCCCCCUGGCUUGUAAUACAUUUGAAUACCUGAAGGCUAUGCCUGCAUGCUAGUUCUUGUGUGCUUUGUUUUGUUGCGUUGGGUUGUUUUUCGUUUUGAUGUGGUCUAUGAACUCGCUAUUUAUUAUUUGUGAUAUGUAGGUAGAGGUGUUUGAUAGAGUAUAACAUACUGUACCGACU
Tuber aestivum (summer truffle) is the source of this 3798-nucleotide messenger RNA. The record is from the annotation of a GenBank genome assembly. NCBI's taxonomy places the organism in Eukaryota, Fungi, Ascomycota, Pezizomycetes, Pezizales, Tuberaceae.